This is a messenger RNA of Medicago truncatula (barrel medic), 1311 nucleotides long. Its product is annotated as probable E3 ubiquitin-protein ligase RNF217. Gene Ontology annotation, biological process: protein ubiquitination. Bases 87 to 989 code for a protein of 300 amino acids. The transcript has 2 exons. The record is from RefSeq and is a predicted model, not a curated record. Gene Ontology annotation, molecular function: zinc ion binding; ubiquitin-protein transferase activity. NCBI's taxonomy places the organism in Eukaryota, Viridiplantae, Streptophyta, Magnoliopsida, Fabales, Fabaceae.
AACACAAACAAACACAUAGUCUUCUUACACACUAAGCAUAGUGAGUGUCAUUCAUCAUCAAUCAGAAAAUACCCUACCUUUUUCCGAUGAGUGUCAAAACGACAACCACCACAAGAGAUUCCGUUGUCGUUCCACCUUCAACGUCGACGACAGAAGUAAUCGACGUUGAAACUUUUCAAUUCUCUUCACCCAUCGCCACCACUACCUCCGACGUCAUCAACCUCUCCGAUAUCGAAGAGGACGACGAUGAUGACGUCAAAAUUCUGAAUUUCGUUCCGAAAAACACCUCUUUCGGAAAACGGAGAAGAGUCAAACUCGAAAAAGGUGAAUCAUCAAAACAAAAUUCAAAUCCAAACGAAGUGCCGUUUUUCUGUGAAAUCUGCACAGAAACGAAAACCACUAAGGAAGCUUUUUUCAUCACUGGUUGUAACCAUGCUUACUGCUCUGAUUGCGUCGUGCUUUACGUUCGUUCAAAAAUUGAAGAAAAUGUGAUCAAUGUACGGUGUCCUGAAAGUGGUUGUAGUGGAUUAUUGGAAGCUGAGGAAUGCCGGGCGAUUUUACCUGUCGAGGAUUUUGAUCGAUGGGGGAAAGCUUUAUGCGAGGCGAUGUUUGAUGUUAAUGAGAAAUUUUACUGUCCAUUUCCGGAUUGUUCUGCGCUUUUGAUUAAUGAUGGGACGGAGGCUGUUCUGCAAUCGGAGUGUCCAAAUUGUAGGAGAUUGUUCUGUGCACAAUGUAAGGUCUCGUGGCAUGAUGGGAUCGGGUGUAGCGAAUUUCAGAAGCUGAAUGCGGAUGAGAGAGGGAAGAAUGAUAUUAUGUUGAUGAAACUUGCUAAGGAAAAGCAGUGGAAAAGGUGUCCGAAUUGUAAGUAUUAUGUUGCUAAGUCCGAGGGUUGCUUGUACAUGAAAUGCAGGUGUGGAAUUGCUUUCUGUUACAACUGUGGAGUCCCUAACAAGAAUACCAUCCAUUAUUGCAGCAACUGUAAACACUAACGACUUUGACUGCUAGUAACUUCAUGUUAUUAUGCAAUAUAAAGGUUCGAAUUGUUUAGACCUUCAUGUGAAUAUGAAAAUAAUUUAUCUUUAUCGCUAAGAGUUAUGAGUGGAUGAUUCCAAUAUAUGGUUGGCAGCAGUACAUGCAAUGGAAGCAUGUCAUGUAAUUCUAGACCCAAAAACAUAUACAUUACCUCCUAGACUGAUAUUCUUAUAAACAAUGUCCUGUGAUUUAGACAUCUGAAGUAGUUCCUGGAAUUGUCAGUGCUCAAAACACUAAUAAAAGUAUGAAAACUUCUGUUGUUUUUUCUAUCGGUUGCUA